Symbiodinium pilosum is the source of this 2805-nucleotide messenger RNA. The record is from the annotation of a GenBank genome assembly. Lineage: Eukaryota; Dinophyceae; Suessiales; Symbiodiniaceae.
AUGCCAGAAGGCCGAUGGAUGCACUCUGCAGUCCUUGACACAGCCAACAGAGCCAUUUACAUAUUCGGAGGUUCCAAGCGUAGUCUUGGGAGCACCACACCUGGCACCACCUUCAGCGACCUUUACAGCUUCACCCUGGCAACGGAACAAUGGAAUCAGCUCUCCAGUGGGCCAGUUGCUUCUUCGAGGCACGCAGCUGUUUGGGACACCACGAGGGGUUGUAUGAUCGUGUUUGGUGGGGAGUCUGAUAAUGGCACGAAGCUCAGCGGCAUGCAGGAGUACUUUGCGAAGUCUGACGAGUGGACUGUUUCCAGUCCCACAGGUACAGCCCCAUCUGCACGGUUGGGGCACCUUGCAGUCUGGGAUACUCUCUCAGAUGUGAUGCUCAUGUGUUGCGGGCAUGGAGAUGCUUCAGUAUAUGUUCCCUACACUAACAGCUGGAGUACCACCUACAACGACUUGUGGAGCUAUGCUGCGGGCACUGGUUGGGUCGAGCUGGUGCCAUCAGGCAGUUUCACGCCUCGAGGUGAGGCUGCGGGCGUUUGGGAUGCUACGAUGGGCUCCAUUCUUGGGUUUGGUGGAUAUUUUGACCAAGUGGGCCACAUGAACUCUAUGUUUGGGUAUACUGCUACGAGCAACUGGACAGAAGAGACUGUCGGGGGAGUCAGUGCGCCUCUCCCACGCGAUGGGCAUGCGGCUACAUGGGACCCUCAGGCCAGACAGCUUUACAUGCUUGGGGGAUGGGUCGGUAGCACCUAUGAAGGUGUGCUGUGGCGCCUGGAUGCUGCAAACUUGUCGUUGCUUUCUGUCAGAAGCAGCACUGCAGCGACGAGUAGCACUGCGCCUGAAUCCACUACUGCAGCGACAGGUGCAACACCUGCGUCGACUUCAGCACCGUCUGUCUUUGUGCAGACUGAGCAAUCAGAGUAUGAAGCCGCGAUAGGGUUGCUUUCGAUGCUGGCCCUGGAGUCCAGCAGCUCCAACAGUUCGAACAGCUCGGCCAACGCAUCGACUGGAAUCUUGGGGAGUAUCAUGGUGGAUGAUGGGCUAUCUCUGGUGGUUGUCUGGGCCUUGAAGUUGGUCUCCGGAGGUGCGCCAGUGGAGCUGGAGCUCUCUGGAGCCCUGAGCCUGGGGGUGCCACAGGAGGUCAUAGCUCAGGCCACGGAAACAUCUUCAGACGAGUUUGUCCUGGUCACUGCUAGUGUUCCCUCCGCCGCCACCUUUGCAACACCUUCUGAGUCCUUGAUCUCCCCGCUACUGAGUGUGAACUUCCGUGCGGCAGACUGCAGACGGCUCCCCAUGCAUGCGCUUGCAAGGCCGGUGGAGCUGAGGUUUGGCGUCCAGAGCAACCAAAGCAACCAAGGCCAGUGCAGGUUUUGGGAUGAGGAGAAAAAUCGAUGGUCCGAGAAGGGCGUCAGGCGUUCGGAUUCGUCGGAUCUCGCAGUGGGUACAGUGGUUUGCCUCACAAGCCACUUGACCAUCUUCGCAGUCGUGCUGGAAGCGGUGAAAACGGUGCUGCAGUGCUCCACAGCCGCCCAGGUCUUGUCAGCCGAGGGGUUCCGGAAUAUAGGCGCGGUCCAGUGGCUACGUGGCACAGCAAGCAUCUUCUUCCUCGUCUCCAUCGGCCUCUUCGCUGUGGCGCUGGCAUGGGGGUGGUACUUAGACCUCAAGGCCUCCCGCACGAUCCCUGCGGAGGAGGUAGAGGCAGCCCUGAUGGUGAGCCGCAUGGGCCAAGCCCACAAAGAUGGGGAGGAAACGGAGGAGCCAAGGGAGAAAUCUGGCCAGGAAGGUGGCUGCUGCAUGAACUGCUUAGAUAGUUCUGUAUGGCUAGCCUCUUCGAUCUUUAGCAUCCCUGCGACGGAUUCGGUGUCAGAGCUUUUGGACGCCAGAGUGGCCACAGUGAAUCGGUGCAUCUCCUCGGUCCACUCCUUCCGAGCCGGUGCGUGCCGACAGAGCAUCAAAGUGGCCAUGGCAGGCAAGGAUCAGCUCCGGUCCUCUCUGUCCCGGAAAUGGCAAAUCCACUACCAUGCAGCAGUGGCCGUUGAGAAGUUUUUGUCCAGCUCCUGGCUGCAGCGUGUGAUGAUCUUGCUGCCUUGCAUGCACCCCUGGGUGACACUGCGGCUUGCAAGCAUCUUCAGACCGCAUGUUGUACGGGCGGCCUUGGUUAUCCUAAAGCUCGUGAGUGCAGCUUUCACAAACGCCAUGUUUUUCACCAGCACUGGAACACAAGCGAUGGGCUCGGAUGAUGAGUGCACAGAACCACAGAAUUUUUCAGAGAAGCUGCUUGCUGCUACCAUCGUAGGGUUCUUCUCUGCAUGCAUGGGAGACGUGCUUAUCGUUGUGUUGGCUUUGGUGCAGCGGCGAAAUGUGCUGAUUCGAGACCGCUGGACAGAGAAGAUGAAGAAAUCGCAGCUGCGGCGGUGGCGUGCGAGGCGUCUGAUCUUCUGGUUCGUUUGGUUUAUUGCAAUCGUGUUUUCCAUCCUUUAUACAACAUCCUUCCUCGCCAACGUCAGCGCGCCUGAUGCGUCCAGAUGGUUGGAAAGCACAGGAGUCAGUGUCUUGCAAGACUUUCUGUUCAGGCCCUUGCUUUUGGCUCUGGGAUAUGCUACAUGUUCAACCCUCGUCUUAUGCAGCUCGCAUGUUAGAGAGACAGUGGAGAAACAGUGGACGCGCCCAGCCGCGGUGGACCUCAGUCCUGCAGAGCCUAUUUGCUCCACGAACGAUGCAGGCAAAGAUUGCAAGUCAGUUUGUGCAGUUGAAGAUGAUUCCCUCGUUUCCAACAUCAUCAUGAGCGAGCUCGUGUGA